Messenger RNA from Trichoderma reesei QM6a, 1515 nucleotides. RefSeq lists its product as uncharacterized. Gene Ontology annotation, molecular function: N,N-dimethylaniline monooxygenase activity; NADP binding; flavin adenine dinucleotide binding. The record is from RefSeq and is a predicted model, not a curated record. Lineage: Eukaryota; Fungi; Ascomycota; Sordariomycetes; Hypocreales; Hypocreaceae. The transcript is spliced from 3 exons. Bases 1 to 1515 code for a protein of 504 amino acids.
AUGGCGAGCGACAAAGUCACAUACAGCCAGUUUGCCUGCAUCGGCACUGGCUUUUCCGGAAUAGCCCUGGGAUGCACCAUCAAGAGGUGGUAUGGAAUAUGCGAUAUUCGCUUCUUUGAGAAAAACAGCGAUCUAGGCGGCACCUGGUUCGUCAACCAGUAUCCAGGGUGUGCUUGCGAUGUUCCGAGCCUUCUCUACAGCUUCUCCUUUGCCCCGAACCCGGAGUGGUCCAAAGUGCUGCCCUCCAAGGACGAGCUUUGGAACUAUCUCAGCAGAGUCUGCGACCAGUACGGUCUUCGUGACAAGAUGUCCUUCAACUCCACCGUUGAGAGGUGCGAAUGGAUUGAACAAACGGCUCGAUGGCGCAUCACUGUCCGGGACACAGCCUCCAACACCACUUUCACCCACGAAUGCCAGUUUCUCUACGCUGGCUCUGGCCUCUUGGUUUAUCCUCGCAAGGCAGAUCUACCAAACAUCGAAAGCUUCAACGGCCCCGUCUUCCACGCCUCCCAAUGGCGCCACGAUGUCGACCUGACAGACAAGAAUGUCGUCGUCGUAGGCAAUGGUUGUUCGGCUUCGCAGAUUGUCCCGGCCAUCAAAGAUCAGGUGAAGCACGUCACACAGUUCGCAAGAUCCAAACACUGGAUCGUUCCCGAUGUCAAAGUCCCCCACACAAAGGUGUUCCAGUGGCUGUUUAUGCAUAUUCCAGGAGUCAUGGCCUUGGGCCGCUUUGCCGUUUUCUUGUUCAUGGAAAAUAGUGCAAGGGCAUUCGGAAUGGAUAAGGCUUCUGCCGCCUAUCGCCGUCAAGUGACUGCCGAGGCGGAGCAAUUCAUCAAGGAUAAUGCCCCUGAAAAGUACCAUGACAUGCUGAUUCCCGACUUUGAACUCGGCUGCAAGAGGCGCAUCUUCGACCCAGGAUAUCUGGGGAGCCUGCACUCCGAUAGGGUCACGCUUCGGGACGAUCCCAUCCAGGAGGUGACGCCCCACGGCAUUCGCUCAAAAAAUGGCUUCACUGAGGCCGACGUCAUUGUGCUGGCCACUGGCUUUGAGACAAAUACAUUCUGCACAGGCAUCGACAUUGUUGGUCGUGGAGGGGUGACGGCAGAGGAGCAUUGGAAGUCUCUCGGCGGGCCUGGAGCAUACAACUCGACCAACAUCUCAGGCUUCCCGAACUUCUUCCUCUUGUUAGGCCCCAACACAGCGACGGGCCACACGUCAACCGUCAUGGCCAUCGAGAACGGCGUCAACUACUCCCUCCGGCUUAUUGAGCCCAUCCUGCAGGGGAAGGCCACGGCUGUCGACGUCAAGCUCGACGCGGAGAAGUCAUACACGAGCCAGAUCCAGACAGCUCUCCAGGAUACGGUGUGGCUUUCCGGGUGCAACAACUGGUACAACCGAACGCAGGACGGAACAGUGCGCAACGCCAUGGUCUAUCCUUAUUCGCAGGCCUACUUCUGGUAUCGGUGCCUGUUCCCGGUUUACGACGAUUUCGAAUACGAUGUGAGUUGGUCCUGA